Messenger RNA from Mytilinidion resinicola, 1400 nucleotides. RefSeq names its product alpha/beta-hydrolase. The transcript has a single exon. The record is from RefSeq and is a predicted model, not a curated record. Lineage: Eukaryota; Fungi; Ascomycota; Dothideomycetes; Mytilinidiales; Mytilinidiaceae. Bases 104 to 1042 code for a protein of 312 amino acids. Gene Ontology annotation, molecular function: hydrolase activity.
UAUCUCAUCAACACAGCAGAGUCUACCCUCUUCUACCUCACUCAUCCCUCCUCUCCAAGUUCCAACCACAAUUCUCCAAACCCCCAACCCAAAAACUCCUACAAUGGUCGCCUCAAACCCCGAAACCCGCUUCGACGCCUUCCACCACCACACCAUCCCCUACAAAACCAUCAACAACCAACCCAUCGACGCCGAGCUCCUCAUCCCCAAAGCCAUCACCCCAGGCCCGCACCCCCUCGUCGCCCAAUUCCACGGCGGCGGCCUCUUCACCGGCAAAGCCCUCUACGCCGACUGGUUCCCGCCCUACCUGGUCUCCUUCGCCCUGGCCAACGCCGCCGUCAUCGUCGCGCCCAACUACCGCCUCCUCCCCGAGCACUCGGGCGCCGACGUCCUCGCCGACCUCGCCGACUUCUGGGCCUGGCUGCACGGCGCCCUUCCCGCGCUGCUCAGCUCCAAGGCUGAGGGGGUCACCGCCGACCUCGACCGCCUGCUCGUUGCGGGCGAGAGCGCGGGCGGCUGGCUGGCGCUGCAGUCCGUGUACUCGCUGCCCGCGGGCACCAUCAAGGCCAUGCACCUGCCGUACCCCAUGUCGCAGCCGCUGCCGGGCGGCAACAAGAAGGAGAUGAUGGGGAUGUCGCUGCCGGAUGCCGCGGCAGUCGAGGCGUGGCUCGCGGCCAUCAAGCCGGGGGUGGUCGUGAGCAGCGCGGCGCCGCCUGCGCGGCUGCUGGAGGGCCUGGCGUUGAUGCAGCAGCCCGGGCGGAGGACGCAGUUCCUCGGGGAGGGGAAGCGGUUUAAUCCGUAUGAGGGGCUGGAUGAUGCGACGUGGUUCCCCAGGACGUGGGUGAUUCAUGGGGCGGACGAUGAGGUUGUGAGUGUUGAUUAUUCGGUGCAGUUGGUGGAGAAAUUGGACAGGCUGUUUCCGGGGAAGGCGAGGUUGACGGUGAAGCCGGGUAAUCAUGGGUUUGAUGGAGAGGUUGAUCCGGAGAAGGAGGAGUGGUUGAAGGAGGGGUUGGAGUGGGUGAGGGAGGCGUGGUUGUUGUAAGAGUGGCGGAGACGGAAGCCUAAAGUGAUAUCGUUCGUUGUUAUUUUACGCUAUUUACGCUGAUGGAUAUGUGUACCUAUGAGUGUAACCAACUGACUGUUCAGGUAUGUGCAUACUAUACCUACGAUUAUCUUCAAAUCCCCCAUUAUCCCCCAUUAUCCACCACAAGAUAUCCAGGUAGCCUCGUGUACUCCUUUCCAAGCUCAUGCGGACAAUUGCACUCACAGUCCGCCCGCCGUAGUGCUUGCACCAAACGGCACAGUCAACCUCUGCAUAAACUGCCUCCUCCUCGGCUCUUCCUCUCCUCCACUCGCAUCGCUCCUCUCGUCCUCACUUAAUCCUCUUUCAUCAACCAUGA